Molecule: messenger RNA, 2147 nt
Organism: Camelina sativa (false flax)
Lineage: Eukaryota; Viridiplantae; Streptophyta; Magnoliopsida; Brassicales; Brassicaceae
Product: 1,8-cineole synthase 1, chloroplastic
Biological process (GO): diterpenoid biosynthetic process
Molecular function (GO): terpene synthase activity; magnesium ion binding
Source: RefSeq, a predicted model, not a curated record
UAUGGUGGAAAAACUUUUCUCCCAAUUAUUGCUUUUUUUCUUCUUUUCCCUCUAUAACCUUUACUGCUCGCACUCAGUACCCUCCUUGGAUUGCGAUCUCCUAACUAUAUAAACUCUUGCACCACGAAGAAGAGAUCUAAAUACUAAUUAUCAAUGGCUACUACUUUACGUAUGGGUUCAGCUCUCAUUUACCAAAACUCCCUUGGCCACAAUUUUCGUCUUCCACAUCCUCACGGACCUCACCGUUUUGUAUGCAAGUCCAUGACCAAAACGACGCCGGAUGCUACUUCUGUUGACCUCCGUCGACGCUCCGGCAACUAUCAACCUUCACCGUGGGACCAUUGUUAUCUCCUCUCCAUCAAGAAUAAAUAUGCGAGUGAAAAAGAAGUAAUAGCUAGAGAUAUGUUGAAGAAAAAAGUGAAGAAGAUGCUUGAUGUUACAAAGAGCCAUCUUGAGCAAUUAGAGCUCAUCGAUGAUCUACAAAAACUUGGGGUUUCAUAUCAUUUUGAGCUAGAAAUAAAUGACAUUUUAACAAAUUUUCAUCAUGAAAAUGGAAAUUAUACUUGGAAAGGUGACAAGGAAGAAGAUUUACAUGCAACAGCACUCAAAUUCCGACUUCUUAGACAACAUGGUUUUGAUGUCUCAGAAAAUAUAUUUGAUGCGAUCAUUGACAAGAUAGAAAGCAAUAGGUUCAAGAGCAACAAUAUAUCAAGUAUCAUCUCUUUGUAUGAAGCGUCGUAUCUCUCCACCAUAGCGGAUACUAAAUUGCAUAAAGUCAUCAGACCUUUUGCAACACAACAAAUAAGAAAAUAUGUUGAUGGUGAAACAUACAACAUGGAGAUACGAGAGAAAGCAAUUCAUGCGUUAGAAAUGCCAUACCAUUGGAGAAUGAGAAGGCUAGAGACGAGAUGGUACAUCGACGCAUACGAGAAGAAACAUGACAUGAAUCUUUUUUUGAUCGAACUUGCCAAAGUCGAUUUCAAUAUCGUACAAACUACUCAUCAAGAAGAUCUCAAAUACGUUUCAAGCUGGUGGAAAGAUACAUGUUUGGCUAAUGAACUUCCCUUUGUAAGAGAUAGAAUUGUCGAGAAUUAUUUUUGGACAGUCGGUUUAAUAUACGAACCACAAUAUGGAUAUAUCCGACGAAUCAUGACUAUAGUUAAUGCGCUUGUUACAACCAUCGACGAUAUCUACGACAUCUAUGGUACUCUUGAAGAACUUGAACUCUUCACUUCCAUGGUUGAGAAGUGGGAUGUAAAUCGUCUUGAUGAGCUUCCUGAGUACAUGCGGUUGUGUUUUCUUCUUUUGUACAAUGAAAUCAAUGGCAUUGGAUAUGAUAUUCUCAUAUAUAAAAAUAUUGAUGUCACCCCUUUUCUCAAGAAAUCGUGGGCAGAUUUAUGCAAAACAUAUCUAGUGGAAGCAAAGUGGUAUAACAGAGGAUACAAACCAAGUGUGGAAGAAUACAUGAAAAAUGCUUGGAUUUCAAUUUCUGCCCCAACAAUACUGAUCCACUUUUACUGUGUUUUCUCGGACCAAAUCUCACUUCAAAACUUAGAGACUUUGUCUCAACACCGACAACACAUCGUCCGAUGCUCUGCCACCGUUCUUCGUCUAGCUAACGACCUUGGAACAUCACCGGAUGAAUUGGCGAGAGGAGAUGUUCUCAAAUCGGUCCAAUGUUACAUGCAUGAGACGGGAGCCUCGGAGGAAGAGGCACGCGAGCACGUGCAGCAGAUGAUUAGUGAUACAUGGGACGACAUGAACAACGAAACAAAACCGGCUCGCAGUUCAUUUUCCCGAGGUUUUGUUGAAGCUGCAAUGAACCUGGCACGCAUGUCGCAAUGCAUGUAUCAAUAUGGGGAUGGUCAUGGAUGUCCGAACAAAGCCAAAACCGUUGAUCGUGUCCAAUCCUUGCUCGUUGAUCCAAUCCCACUAGAUUGAUUUACACUAAAGUUAUGUAUUUGAGGAAGUUACCUCUUAAAAUAUGGAAUUUAGAUAUGUUGUAUCUUUAACUAAUAAAUUUCUAUAAAAUAUCUUGAUGUCAUUUAGAAAGCAAUGGCUAAGAGGAGGGUAUUCAACUUGAUAUUUAAGGAUUUGUUAGGAUUUUAAUAUUAGAAAUUUGAAAGAUUUAGGAGAUUUUUAGCAGA